AUGGAGGAUUUUGUAAUUUUGAGAUUGGCAUCAGGAAGUAGAUUUGGCCAAUUUUCAAUACGUCGUCUGGGGGCCAUUUUCGGUGGCAGAGAAUUGAUGUACAUGGUGUCGGAGCUGCAAAUGCAGUUUCGGUUGAGGGAGAGGACUUCCGCCGCCGUAUUACGCACUGGAAUUCUUGCAGUAGCCCAUCUAAGUGCACCACCUUGGCUGACGGCGAAUCCACGCCACCACGCCUUGAGAUCAGGUGAGAUGAAGCACGAAUGCCCAUUGAUAUAUACUGUGUACACAAGCCCUUGUUUGAGAAUCUGUUCCUUCCCUCACUCUAAUAUGCUAUUGACUUCCUCGUGUGAUCUCCAAUGCAAUACAUAG
Molecule: messenger RNA, 369 nt
Organism: Fraxinus pennsylvanica
Lineage: Eukaryota; Viridiplantae; Streptophyta; Magnoliopsida; Lamiales; Oleaceae
Source: the annotation of a GenBank genome assembly